AGUUGGAAGCGAAGAGCUCUUUGGAGCGGAUCUCAGACAGAAUGAUGUUCCCGGUGCUUUCAGUGCUGUCCUUGGUCUUUUACCAAGUGAUCUCCUGCGUUUCCGGAGCCGAGUUCUUUUCCUCCAUUCAUGGGAUGACCAAAGUGUUUGGCUACGAACAGAAAAUGCUGCUGCAUAUGCAGAAGUUCCUAUCCGAUAGUCAGGGAAAGUUGGAUUUUCUGAAAGCCCGACUGCGGGAGUUCGAAAACGAGAGGAACGAGGCACGUGAGUGGGGUCCAGCCUAUUUGGAAAGUCCUAUAAACCAAUAUUUGCUGAACAAGAGACUCACAGUCGACUGGCAGCGAGUGGAGAAUCUCAUGGCGGCUUCAACAGGCGAGAAGCCGCUGACUCGCCUGCGAAAGUUCCGACUAAAGCCCGAUAAAAAGGAACUCGAGGGAGCCAUAGAUGGGCUUCUCAGGUUGCAGUAUGUCUAUAGGCUGAAGGCCAAGGACCUGGCCAGUGGCAUCUUGGAUGGAGUGGACUAUGGCACCCAGUUAAACUCGGAGCACUGCGUGGACAUAGCCAGACUGGCUCUACGAGAUCAGCAUCCGCGUUUGGCUCAUUCCUGGCUAAUGGAGGCUAAUGGUCGCUUGGCGGGUGGGGAACAGGAGGAGAAACUGAAGCCACAGAUUCUGGCACUACUCGUGCAGGCCAAGAAGGAGUUGGAGGACUUCCGUGGUCUGAACGAUACCUACCAGGAGCUAAUCGGGAUCCAACCAGCCAGUGAGGAGCACGCCAAGAAUUACGAAGCUUUCUUGGAUUCGCUCGGUGCGAGGGCAUUAUUAAACGAAUCCAAACCCAUCCUAGAACAUGCUCCCAUUCCGGAGGAGGGUGAACCGGUGGGCGAGUUCCAGGCCUACAGCCUAACCUGCAGUGGCCACUGGCGACUCACUCCCAAGGAACAAAGCCAUCUGCGCUGCGGCUAUGUGACCGAGACGCACCCCUUCCUGUGGAUAGCUCCUCUCAAGGCGGAGGAGCUCUUCCAGGAUCCCCUGCUCGUCCUCUACCACGAUGUCAUAUACCAGAGCGAGAUCGAUGUCAUACGGAAGCUGACCGAGAACAGGCUGAUGCGGGCCACGGUGACGGGCCACAAUGAAUCACUGGUGUCCAAUGUGAGGACCAGCCAGUUCACCUUCAUCCCCGCCUCGGCGCACAAGGUGCUGUCUACCAUCGAUCAGAGAGUAGCGGACAUGACCAACUUGAACAUGAAGUACGCGGAGGAUCACCAGUUCGCCAACUACGGAAUCGGAGGACACUACGGCCAGCACAUGGACUGGUUCUACCAGACGACCUUUGAUGCCGGACUGGUCUCCUCUCCCGAAAUGGGCAACCGCAUCGCCACAGUGCUUUUUUAUCUGUCGGAUGUUUCCCAAGGUGGAGGCACCGCGUUUCCGCAGCUAAGAACCCUACUGAAGCCAAAGAAAUAUGCAGCCGCUUUCUGGCAUAAUCUCCAUGCUUCUGGAGUGGGCGAUGUGAGAACACAACAUGGCGCGUGUCCCAUCAUCGCGGGCUCCAAGUGGGUUCAAAAUCGCUGGAUCCGUGAGUUUGACCAAUCCGAUCGGCGACCCUGUGAGCUGUGGGAUGACUCGUUGGCCAGCUACGCGCUGAUUUUGGAGUUAAGCAAGCGAAAUGAGGCGGAGGCAGCUGCUAGAUAACGCAGUCAAUAACUUAAAUCCAGAAAUCCAGUCAAGCUUUAGAGAACCGAGUUCUAGACUAAGUAUAUUAGUGUACUUACUUGCCCUGCAAUUCCAAUUCCAAAUCCAAAUGCCGCCCAAUAAACACACGUGAUUGAAUA
This is a messenger RNA of Drosophila erecta, 1834 nucleotides long. Its product is annotated as prolyl 4-hydroxylase subunit alpha-2. Gene Ontology annotation, cellular component: endoplasmic reticulum. The transcript is spliced from 9 exons. Lineage: Eukaryota; Metazoa; Arthropoda; Insecta; Diptera; Drosophilidae. Gene Ontology annotation, molecular function: iron ion binding; procollagen-proline 4-dioxygenase activity; protein binding. Gene Ontology annotation, biological process: peptidyl-proline hydroxylation to 4-hydroxy-L-proline. The record is from RefSeq and is a predicted model, not a curated record. Bases 42 to 1694 code for a protein of 550 amino acids.